Anopheles stephensi (Asian malaria mosquito) is the source of this 3734-nucleotide messenger RNA. RefSeq names its product tyrosine-protein kinase Drl-like. The record is from RefSeq and is a predicted model, not a curated record. The transcript is spliced from 13 exons. Gene Ontology annotation, cellular component: signaling receptor complex. Bases 847 to 2784 code for a protein of 645 amino acids. Gene Ontology annotation, molecular function: ATP binding; protein kinase activity. Lineage: Eukaryota; Metazoa; Arthropoda; Insecta; Diptera; Culicidae. Gene Ontology annotation, biological process: axonogenesis; positive regulation of kinase activity; cell surface receptor protein tyrosine kinase signaling pathway.
CGAUGAGCCGGCUCGUCCCAGUUGCCAUAAUGCCUUCAGGUGCCGUCUGUUGUCCACCGGAGUUGAAAGGGAUGAGUGAGUGAAAUAAUUCAUUACGUGAAAUUCGGCCUGGAUAAGCCCGGUCCGGAUAUCGGGCGGUUUGUCGCGAGCCACUGCACAGCUCUGCUACUUCCCUUACCCCCGCCCCGCCCAGACAGUAUCACGAUUCCGGAUUAUGUGCUCGAAUGAAAUGAUGGUAAUUAAAAUUUCAAAAUUUUAAUCCAAUCGUGAUGAAUAUUCAUCAGCACUUCUGCAACAACAGGCCGACAGUGACAGUGCGCGUGAAUUGCGAACGACGAAUCGUAUAGCGUGUGGUGCGUUUCGGAAUCGGAAAUGGUCUCUGCUGGCCAAUAAAGCCCAGUGAGGUUCCCUUGUGCCCGAAUAGCCUCUGAAGAGGCGGCUCUCUAAGUGAUCCCUUGUGUCGCAUGCCGGUUGUGUGAAAAGUGUUUACAGUAAAUAUUAUUAUGGUUCUCCGCUAGCAAGCAAGGAAAUGUGUUCCUUACGUGGUUUACCACACUCGCUGUGACAAGUGUUUUGCUUCCCAGGAUGAAGGGUGUGUUGUGCCAUUCCCAUCCUACCCUGUAGCCCUUCGACAAAGCGGUGCAUCGUCGUGUUCUUUUCUGAGGCGAAAGCGUGUGCUACUACUACUACAGCUACUCACAGCCAACCCUAUUGCUUCAAUCUCUGUGCUAUCUGAUGCGGUCCGGGUUGCCAUGGUUGCAUCCUGCUGCCGGUGAAGCUCGUGGUAGCAUGUGUGUAGUACGGUCGCCGUUGGUGUGAGAGUGCCUUUCUACGCUUUGUCGGACGAUGGUGCUGCAGACAGGAACGAUGUCCCUUCGGCAACCGCUGCGUAACGUCAUCGGUACACCGUCAUCCACCGUCUGGCGGUUGCUCCUGGUGACGGUUCUGCUCUGUGGAUUACCCCGACCGGUUGCCGGCUACUUCGAUCUGUUUCUCAACCACUCAGAAGUGAUCAAACUGAUGGGUAUUGAGGCAGAUCUGUUCUACGUACGCGAUGGUGCUGUCAACGAUUAUGCCAUGAGCUUCGUUGUACCAAUGAAGCCUGGCAUCGAUUUUUUACGCUUUUCCUGGCAAAGUCGCACCGCAUAUCCGCUUCCCUACACGAUAUCGGUCCACUACGAUGACAACGAAGGUGCGGUACAGCAUCCCGAGCUAGACAUUCCGACCAGUGGCAUUAUCCCGCGGACGGUCGAAAGCUUCACCGUGCAUGUGGUGUGCUGGGGAAAUGUCACCAAGGAGGUACCGGUCGGCAUUCAUCUGCACGUCGAGGGACCGCCGAAGCAUAAUGACACGAAAUUGAUUAUCAAGCGUAACAAAAUUUGCAUCAAAGGUAUGCACCCGGCAAGGAAUCGUCUACCGGCGGCAGAGAUCGCACCACAGCAAGGACCGGCCCUGUUGGGUGCGGCCGCCUGUGCCCUCGGGCUGGUGCUGGUAGUCGGGCUCAUCGCCAGUGCCAUGUACGUUCGGGCGCGUAAACAAAUACGGCAGGAUUCGUUACACACCAGCUUCACCACGGCGGCAUACGGUAGCCAUCAGAAUGUUUUCAUCCGGCUGGAUCCCUUGGGACGCCCGCCCAGCGCUAACAGUGGUUCCUACGCAACGAUAGCGAGCCUCAACAAAUAUCCUAUCAGCGAGUCGAAAAAGUCGUGGUUUCGCAGCACCCCUUCGCCAUCGCCGUACGCGACAGCUCUUCUGCCCUUAGGGCAAAACGGAACCGGAACGGGGACGGAAUCGGUUUACGCCAAGCCCGAAUCGGUCUGUCCAUCCCGGGUGUCCUACUACGCUUCAUCCCAGCUAACACAGGUCUACAGCCUAUCGACGCCAGCGCGAAGCAUCCACAGCAAUGGCUCGAACCCGAAGGACAAGCUGAGACGGAUUGCCGUGUCGCCGGGCACCAUCAUCUGCCAGCAGCUUGUGCAAGAGGGCACGUACGGCCGGAUCUACAGCGGUAUCCUACACCAUCCGCUGGGUGAAACGCGUGACGUGCUGAUCAAAACUGUGGUCGACGGUGCCUCGCUAAGCCAGGUGGCUUAUCUGCUGUCGGAAGGAUCCACCCUGUGCGGGAUCUCCCACCCGAACAUCCUGUUCCCGGUGGCGGCCGUAACCGAGCUGUCGGGGCCACCGAAAGUCGCCUAUCCAUUGGCAGCCAAAGGAAACCUCAAACUCUACCUGCAAAGCUGCCGGGAGAUCGGAAUUCAAAAUUCGCAGCUCAGCACCCGACAGCUGGUGGAGUUCGGUCUGCAAGUAGCCCGUGGCAUAUCGCACCUCCACUCGCUCGGCGUACUGCACAAGGACAUCGCAACCAGGAACUGUGUCCUAGACGUUGAGCUGAACGUUCGUGUUUGUGAUAAUGCGCUGUCGCGUGACGUCUUCCCGAGCGACUACCACUGUCUGGGGGACAACGAGAACCGACCCAUCAAGUGGAUGGCACUGGAAACGCUCGAGAAGAAGUUCUUCACCGCAUCCAGCGACAUCUGGAGCCUUGGGGUGCUGCUCUGGGAGCUGGCAACGUUGGCCGCGAUGCCAUUCGAGGAGGUGGACUGUUUCGAAUUAUCGGCUUACCUGCGGGAUGGCUAUCGGUUAGCACAACCGGUCAACUGUCCGGAUGAGUUCUAUACGGUAAUGUCCUGUUGCUGGCUAGCGGACUACAAGCAGCGGCCAUCGUUCCCCCAGCUAAUUGCCUAUUUGCACGACUUUCAUGACGACCUGGGCAAGUACAUCUAGGGUGUGGUUCUCCCGACAUCAGCACGCUGCAUUUUCGGUAUGACCAACGGAGAGGAACGUUCCAGCAGUGCCUCAGAUCGAUUGAGAGGGAACGGGAAAACAGAACAACAACAAAAAACUGCCGAAGGGACGGAAGGCUCCCAUUCCACGCUCUCGGUCCUUGGGAGUGGAACAAUUUCCGUUCGUUUGCUGACGUGCAGCACAGUUGAAGGAGACCCGUUCCGAGCGUCAACUUCACAGGAUGUGUGAUGGGUAUGUGACCAUCCGUUUUUUUUGCGUCCGAGCGCACCAGUUAGCACAAAAUCUGUGGAACGUGACAAAAUCGUGGUAGUCGUCGAUCGUGAACGAACGCAACACGUCGGACAGCAGCGACUGGUUCGCAAACGUGGGUAACCGAUCGCGAAAGAAGAGCAAUUGAUGCAAUAUUGAAGAUAUGUGUGGUGGCCAGCCACGGGUCCACACAACAGUUGUGGACAAAGAGUUUGCAAAAAAGGCAGUGGAAAACGAAACGAACGAAAAACUGCUCCAAAAAAAACUAGGCAAUAAAUUGAAACCAUUAAACCAAGUAUGAGUGAAAAUCGGCGACGGUAUCGAUCGAUUAUUUGCACCGAGCGCAACAACGUCCAGCGAAACACGCGUGUGUGCUUCACAGUAGAUAUGUAUGUUUGAGUGUAGUUAUUGUACUCGAUUUAAAGAAAUAAAUUAAGUGAACAAAACGCGUCGUUACACGCGUCGUUUCGAAGGGUAAACCGGGAUACUAAAGUUGAGUGGAAAAAUAAGAACAGAAGUGGUGGAAAUGAAUUGGAAUGCGAGAAGCAAAUAACGAAACUAUGUUAAAAGAAGUGUUAAAAAGAGAGAAGAAAAAGCGAACAGAAGCGAAGUGAACGUAAACUGAGAAGCGGAAAAACAAACCACCAAAGCAAAGAGAAUGAGUGAAAAAAUCAAAAGCG